Messenger RNA from Penicillium expansum, 987 nucleotides. Its product is annotated as zinc-binding alcohol dehydrogenase family protein. The record is from RefSeq and is a predicted model, not a curated record. Lineage: Eukaryota; Fungi; Ascomycota; Eurotiomycetes; Eurotiales; Aspergillaceae. Gene Ontology annotation, molecular function: oxidoreductase activity. Bases 1 to 987 code for a protein of 328 amino acids. The transcript has a single exon.
AUGCGCGCUAUUGUGAUACAUGAAAUAGGUGGCCCAGGGGUGUUGAAGCUCCAGACGGUCCCCAAACCAAUCCCGACGGCGGGACAGGUACGCAUACGUAUCAAGUCCUUUGGGCUUAACCGGUCGGAAGUAUUCACGCGCCAAGGUCAUUCACCCGGUGUGAUAUUUCCGCGUAUUCUGGGCAUCGAAGCAGCUGGGCUUAUCGACCAUGCAGAUCCGGACUCAGGCUUUGACACUGGCGAGGUCGUUGUCACUGCAAUGGGCGGUAUGGGCCGUACCUUUGAUGGUGGAUAUGCCGAAUACACAGUAGUGCCGGCCAGCCAAGUGCGACGCGUCAAUGUCACUGCUGCCUUUGGGCUCGAUCGGCCCGUGCCUUGGGACAUCUUGGGCGCUCUUCCUGAACUUAUGCAGACCGCUUGGGGAUCAUUGUUCACUAGUCUCGAGCUCAUUCCCAGCGACCGCUUGCUUAUCCGCGGCGGAACUACCAGCGUGGGGUUGGCGGCUGCGGCUCUUGCUCGAUCGCAUGGGGUCUCUGUUACCGCGACAACACGCAACCAAACACGCGUAGAGUUCUUACGUGGCCUCGGUAUUGAGGAUGUCAUUCUCGAUGGCGGAUCGAUAUUGACCGAGGUCCAGAAACGGGCUCCGUUCAGCAAAAUCCUUGAGCUGGUUGGGGUAACCACUCUAGAGGACUCUCUGCGGUGUGUGGCGCCUGGUGGUACUGUCUGUAUGACGGGUAUAGCUGGCAAUAAAUGGACCUUUGACCAAUUCACGCCCAUGUCAUCAAUACCGACAUCCGUUAAGCUGACCACCUAUGCGAGCACUACAGAGGCCGUACUGAAAACGCCCAUUGAGAAGAUUGCUCGAGAUCUAGCGUCAGGCAAGAUUCAGCUGCCAAUUAAGACCUUUCCACUAGAGGAAAUUGUGGAGGCCCAUCGAAUAAUGGAAGAAGAGGGGGCAUUGGCCAAGAUUGUGAUGAUUGUUUAA